Symbiodinium natans is the source of this 2757-nucleotide messenger RNA. The record is from the annotation of a GenBank genome assembly. Lineage: Eukaryota; Dinophyceae; Suessiales; Symbiodiniaceae.
AUGCUUCAAGGACAAUACGUCAUUGAGAAGUGUGUGCCUGGACAGAGAGAUGGUGCACAAAGAUGGUUUGGAUAUUUCGUACAGUUUUUGACCGACAAGUUCGAUGCCCUUGAGUCUUGUGUUGAGAACCCGGCAAUCAUGCGUGUGCCCGAGGGCCCGAUGAUCAUGCAUGUCGACGAUGGUCUUACGCUUGCUCCCUUGACAUGGCUCAAGCAGAAGUACAUCCCUACAUUGCAAUCGCGUUUCGAGAUCUCGGUAGAGAUUGCGUACAAGAAUGGAGAUGUCUUUUCUUUCUUGAAGAGAAAGCACACUAUUUUGGAAUCUGGGAUUUUAGUGGAAGCUUCGAGCAGCUACAUACGACACAUGGCCGAAGUACUUGAUGUCAAGCACGGAUCGAAGCAUAACACACCAUAUCUUCCAGAGCUAAUUCGCGAAGAUGUAUCUGGUCCUCUUGACCCUGUUCGAGCAGGGAAGUUCAGGAGUGCACUGGGUAUUGCAUUGUAUUUGUCAAGUGAUCGCAUUGACAUCUGCUACUCUGUCCGACUUUUGGCAGGAUUCAUGUCAAAUCGCACCGAACAGGCAUGGAAAGGAUUGAUCAGACUAGCGAAGUAUCUGCUUAACACUGCUGAGUAUGCCACGUUGCUUUCACCCAAGCUUCCUGGGUCCACAGUCUUCCGCGAGGCGAAUCACGAUGAUAUGCCCAACCGAAUUGAGAUCUACAGCGAUUCUGAUUGGAGUGGACAUCGGGUUACAAGAAAGUCUUUUGGAUCCGCGUCGUAUGCAGUGAAUGGUUGUGUGUUCCAUCACAUUUGCAGGUCACAUCGCACUGUGAGUCUUUCAUCAGCAGAAGCCGAAUGGUAUGCUGCGAUAAGUGCUGCUUGCGAAGGAAUUUUCCUGAGGGCGAUUUUCGUCUUCAUGGCGGCGAUUACAGAAUGCUCCUUGGAUCUUAAGAUAGACAAUUCAGCAGCGAGACAGCUCGCCUUACGCCAAGGCGUUGGGAACAAGACUCGCCAUGUAGCUGGUCGUCUCUUGUGGUUGCAGCAAUCAGUGCGUGAGAAGAUCAUCGAUGUUGGAGCAAUUGCAAGCAUUUUCAAUCUUGGCGAUUUAUCUACAAAGAUGCACAGUGCCAAUCGUUUGCGAGCCUUACUGUUCUUGCAUGGUUUCGUUGAUGCUUUCACAGGAAAGGCUAUUGGCGAGGAAGAGUUUGCACAAAUGGCUCUGCAAGAUCAAGCAAAGAUGCAGGUGAAGAGAGUUCGUACUGAAUAUGCUCGGCAGCAUGGAGUGACCGGUUCCUUGAAGGGCGAAGCAAGCAGGCUGACGAAACAGGUAGCACUUCUUACUCUUCUUUGUUUGCCUACAACUGGAGAUGCAGCAGAGGCGGCGAAUCCGUACCAGCGUCAUGGCAUGGCGAACGUGACUUGGGCUACCGUCCUGUUGUGCUGUGGUUUGUGCAUUUACCGGGCCUUGAGCUGGGCUAGAGACUUCCAUGGUUUCGACAUGAACAGUCUUCUGGAAAUGAGCUCGCAAGACUUUGCGACCAAGAUGAUCAUGAGUCAUGAGUUUCAUCUUCCUGUGUGGACUGAUGCCGGAGUGUACCAUGGAGCAGUACAUGUGUUUCUUUCUUCUUGGGGUGGUGUGGACCAUGCAUCGCUACAUUCUUCAGCUGGAGCACAAAUUGCAACCGACGAGUACUGCUCAGGCGCUGCCGACUCAGCCUACCUCAGUGGGUUCUCCUUGGCAAUGAAGUUGACACGUGUCUUUGUGCCAAUCGCUGUGUCGCUGGUGUUUGAGCUGGACGCUGUUGCUCUGAAGGGUGAGAACAAGCAAAGUCUUCCAGAUCCCGAUCAGGUUUCAUUGCCUUCAGUUCCUGGUGUCGUGGAUGCUGGUAGAAAUGGCUUCCCCGAGCUUCCAACCGUGUCGUCUAUGCUGUCGGAUUCGUCACAAACUUUGAAUGGCAUAUCAACGCAAGCGCAGCGCUUGCAGACGCAGAUGCUGCAGGUACAGCAAGAGAACGCGGCACGGAUGGAGCGUCAAAAGGCCGUAUUUGACAGGAAGUUGAAGGAACAGGAGCAGAAGAAUCUGGAGGUGGUUAAGGAGAAUGCUUUGAUUGCCAAGAACAUCAUGGAAACAAAGAAGGCCGACGAAGACUUGCUGCAUCACUCAGAAUCCUUGCAGAAGGGAAAUGCACUUCGCCACAACGAGUUGAAGAUGCUUCAGGACCAGCUGGCAGCUGCACAGAAGUUCCUUACGGAAUCAGUUGAGCAGACGGAUGACAGCAAGGCCAAGGAGCUGGCAGUGCUGGGCGAGGAAGAUACUUCGCCCAAGGGGCUUUCCUUGCUGGCGCUUUCUUCGACCUCCCACACGGAGCCAGCGGCCGAGGCCAAGGCCAGUCAGAACAGCGAGAACAGCGAGCCCGAGGGAUUGAUCUCCAUGCUGGCCUCCGGCAUCAAGGCGUUGAAGAAGCAAGGGCAGGAAAGUGAAGCCAAGCUGAAGUCAAUCUUCCUCGCCGACUUUCAAGCCGGUGUCCGAAGAUACAAGGCUCUCCUCGACCAGCAGAAGGUUCUCAAGGAGACCCUGGAGACCAUGAAGACGUAUCAUUCUCGCCUUGAUGCAGCUGACAAGCACCUGCAGGCCACCCAAACCAAGAUGGAUGGGCGUCUCCACGAUGGCGGCAUGUUCAUGCAGAAGCUGUCUGAGUUGACCAUGGCACGUCCUGAGGCUGCGGUUCAGGCCUUGGAGAACCUGGCAAAGAAGUGA